Messenger RNA from Fusarium vanettenii 77-13-4, 1428 nucleotides. RefSeq lists its product as uncharacterized. The record is from RefSeq and is a predicted model, not a curated record. Gene Ontology annotation, biological process: proteolysis. NCBI's taxonomy places the organism in Eukaryota, Fungi, Ascomycota, Sordariomycetes, Hypocreales, Nectriaceae. Gene Ontology annotation, molecular function: serine-type carboxypeptidase activity. The coding region runs from base 1 to 1428 and encodes 475 amino acids. The transcript is spliced from 6 exons.
AUGCUACGACUUCUCACCUGGGGCCUUGUAGGCCUGGUCGCGCGAGCACACGCCGCUAUUCCACUGGUAGCUUCACCAUCACACGUCAAUCUCGACACUCCCUUCUCUGGGCGUCCUGGCGUCGAGCCCUUUACUCUGCGACUUGGUCACGACACGGCCAGUGUAUGCAAUAGUUCGACGCCGGGCACGUCUGGUUACAUCACUUCCAAGGACACACAGGGAGGUAAAAGUUCAAUCUUUUUCUGGUUCUUCGAAAGCAAACAUGAUCCUAAAUCAGACCCCGUGAUUCUGUGGAUGACUGGGUAUGGUGUCCAUCUCUUCUACCACCGUUUGGCCGAACUACAAUUGACUGUUGCUCCCGAGGGCGGAUACACUGUUGACAAUCCAUUCGGAUGGAAUGCCAAUGCCACUCUCUUGUUUGUUGAUCAACCGGUCGGGGUCGGUUAUUCCCGCGGAGAGCACAGCUCACAGGGCCUUCAAGAUGCUUCCACAACUAUGGACCAAUUCCUACGUCAGUUCAUGGUCGCGUUCCCUGAUCUAGCCGGCCGAGACUUUUACAUAGCGGGCGAGUCAUACGGUGGCUCAUGGGUUCCUGCUCUGGCUACGACAAUACUACAAUCUCAGAGCAACACCACCGAUGAUGCGGAGCCUAUACAAGUCCAAGGACAAGACCGUGGUGUUGAUCCAGCCUCACACGACCCUGACAAUAGCCUACGGAUUAAUUUGAAGGGCGUCAUGAUCGGUAAUGGCCUUAUCCGACGAUCGAUACAGAACAUUGGUUUCUUCGAGACCGUCUGCGCUGGACCUGACAGCUUGUUCAACACGUCUCAAUGUUUGCAGUGGGCUCCUCGAGCCAUGUGGUGCGAAGAGAAUCUCGUAAUUUGCGAGACUGAAGGCAUGAAAUCUCCUGCCUGCAAAGAAGCCGAGACCAAGUGCAGUGCAAUCGGCAGUGUCGUCGUAGAAGACAUGCACCGCAACCCAUAUGACUUCCGUCAAGAGUGCUACGACCCUGCAGCUUGUUACGCAGAGAUGCAGCACAUCGAUGAGUAUCUGAACAGAAGUGAUAUUAAAAAGGCGCUCGGGGUAUCUGAAGAGCUGCCUUUUGUCGGCAUAUCUUUUGACGUUUUGGGGCAAUGGGAGAAGGUAGGCGACUUGUGGAGAUCAAGUGACAAAUACGUUAACUAUCUGCUGAAAUCUGGUAUACGUGUUCUCAUAUACGUUGGAGACAAAGAUCUGUACUGCAACUCUGCAGGGAUGCGUCUCCUUGUUGACCGAGGCCUCAACUGGGAUGGCCAACCCUUUAUCCGUUUCAGGGACUUGAUGCCAUGGGAACACUUCCAAGUUCGUAAUGUCAGCUUGCAUAUAGUUCUUCAGGGCAUAUCGAAACCCAAGUUGCAAGUAAACGACCAACUGAAAAUAGUCACGUAA